AGCAGCAGCAGUCGCUGAUGAUGCAGCGGAUGUCACAGACGCCCAUACUCAACGCAGGUCAUCAGCCGAGCAGCAGCACCAGUGGCAACGGGUUUGUCGACCCGGCAUCAUGAACUUUGGGCGCAUGAACGCGCUUAACAACCCUCCCUCGAUGAGCAGCGCUAUGCCAGGGUCGCCCGUGGGUCCUCCUCCGGGCAUUGCUUCGCCGCCGUCUGGCGAGCUUUCUGUUGCAGCACAGCAGCAGAUGCACUCGAUGAUGCUUUCGCGCAGCGCAAAUAGCAGCGGGCGCUCGCGGUUCCUCAACCACUUUUCGGCCGAGACUGCCGGGGCCAAGGGUGCCACGGCCAACGCCGAGCAGGAGGCCGAUGGCGGUAGCCAGCUCGCGCAAGAUGCAGAUCGGAAGAGCCAGUGGCUAGCAAUGGGCCUGGUAUGGCAAACGGCGUGCCACCCGGCCUGCCCACGACCGGUCUGUUCGGCGAGCUGCUUCGGCGGUCCAAGCAUGAUCUUGUUACAGGUGUUGGCACCACUGAAGCCCGAUUCCAUACCCGGUGAGCGAGGCGACAGGAGCAGCAAAUUUGUCAGUGGGCGGAUGAUGCUCAGCGACAUUGAGCACAGGCUGGAUGUGGCCAGACGCGAGGCUCGCGAGCUGCAAGCUCAGCUGAGCACAGUCAUUGGGCAGAACCAGUCGGUGAUGUGGGCGCUAGCCAACAAUGGCAAUGCGGGGAGCAAUACAUCUGCGGGAGAUGCAGCCCCAUCCCACCAUGCCCCUCACCCCUCGCAUGGUGUCAGUUAUACUGCAGGCAACAUGUAGUCCUCCAUCAGAGUGCGGGGGGUGAGUGUGGUAGUGGUUUUAGUGUGGGAUUGGGAUUAUGUCUUGCAAUGUUUUUGUUUUUCAUUGCUGUGUGGGCCAAAUAAAUAUUUUUAGGAAUUUUAAUUUUUCUUCCCAUGUCUUUCUGCGACAAUGCAGUGGUUGCUACGCUGGUCAAAAGCACACAAACAAUGAAA
Kickxella alabastrina is the source of this 1005-nucleotide messenger RNA. RefSeq lists its product as uncharacterized. The coding region runs from base 110 to 811 and encodes 233 amino acids. The transcript has a single exon. Lineage: Eukaryota; Fungi; Kickxellomycota; Kickxellomycetes; Kickxellales; Kickxellaceae. The record is from RefSeq and is a predicted model, not a curated record.